UCCGAAAGCCCUCUACCACCGGGUCCGUGUGCCACCUCUCCCUGCUUGGGCGCCGAGGCGCGAGCGCUUCCCUUCCCCCUGCGAGCGCGCGGAUAAUGUCUGAGAAUGUCCAUUUCUGGGACGCUUAGCAGCUAUUAUGUCGACUCGAUCAUAAGUCACGAGAGCGAGGACGCGCCUCCAGCCAAGUUUCCUUCGGGCCAGUACGCGAACCCGCGGCAGCCGAGCCACGCCGAGCACCUGGACUUCCCCUCGUGCAGCUUCCAGCCCAAAGCGCCGGUGUUCGGCGCCUCCUGGGCGCCGCUGAGCCCGCACGCGUCCGGGAGCCUGCCGUCCGUCUACCACCCCUACCUGCAACCCCAGGGCGCGCCGGCGGCCGAGAGCAGGUACCUCCGUACCUGGCUGGAGCCCGCGCCCCGCGCCGAGGCCGCCCCGGGGCAGGGCCAGGCGGCGGUGAAGGCGGAGCCGCUGCUGGGCGCGCCGGGGGAGCUGCUCAAACAGGGCACGCCCGAGUACAGUUUGGAAACUUCGGCGGGCAGGGAGGCUGUCCUGUCUAAUCAAAGAGCCGGCUACGGGGACAAUAAAAUUUGCGAAGGAAGCGAGGACAAAGAGAGGCCGGAUCAAACCAACCCCUCUGCCAACUGGCUGCACGCCCGCUCUUCCCGGAAAAAGCGCUGUCCCUACACCAAAUACCAGACGCUGGAGCUAGAGAAGGAGUUUCUGUUCAAUAUGUACCUCACCAGGGACCGCAGGCACGAAGUGGCCAGACUCCUCAAUCUGAGUGAGAGACAAGUCAAAAUCUGGUUUCAGAACCGGCGGAUGAAAAUGAAGAAAAUGAAUAAGGAGCAGGGCAAAGAGUAAAAGAACCGCCCCCCCCUUCCCUACCUCACUCUGAUUAUUUAUGUGGUGGCUGCAGGGCCACUGCUGUCUGGGAUGUAUCCAAGUGAGUGGGGAAGGGUGUCUCCUCUUUAAAGUCCCGCAUCUGCACCUGGAGCCUCCCCCCCCCCCCCCCCCCUGUCUCUCUUCUCUCUUCUCCCUGGGUGUCAGGAGAAGUUUUGUUAAGUUAGAAACUAGCUGUAGUUGGUUCCUAGGACAAGGAUGAGCCUCGAGGAAAGAGAGCCCUAGUCAAGCUCCUAGCAUCCCUGAUAACUUUUCUGGAAAACCCUGGCCCCUCUCUUUUAACUACCUGCCUGUUCCCUCCCUGAACCUAUCCAGAAGUCACCCAGGAACAGUUUAACUGUCUACACCCCAAUAGAUACCCACAGACAUUAAAGUUUGGAGUCCACACUAAUAAUGGAGAAAGGAAGUUACACCCUACAUGUGCAGACAUUGUUCACCAAACGCAGCUGGGCAGCCCCCAGAUCAGAUUCCUUCAGCUUCUACCCCUGAUCCAAACACACAGGAUAAUGUCUAGAGACGAACCAAAGUCUCAACACGCACGUACUGUACUUAUCCUUAUGGAAUUGCCAACAACACCCCAGGUCUCGGGGCCUGGGGACAGAUAGGACCAGCCCAGUCCCCAAGCUGUUGUGAGCUGGAAAGGGCAAGAAAAAGCAGGGAGAUCUCUUGUGAAGGUAACCUUAGUGGAGCUCCUCUCCAAUGUUUUCUUUGCAGGAAGUGUUUAAUUCUGCAUAUUUUCCUCUCCUUCCAACUAAAGGAGGUCAAAUUGUGGGUCUUGGCCAUGCCGCUCCCCCUGCAUAGGUCCCCUUGACAAACUGUAGCUUUUCUGGCUGACCACAGAUCUUGCAUUUUCCUCCACUCCUUCCAGCUCGGAAAUCAACUCUCCUUUUGGCUAAAUCCAUCUUGUAACAGCGACUCAAGUCUCCCCCUGUAGAAAAAAAAAUCCCUUCACCCCGCUACUAGGUCAACCCUAGCUUAGAGAAGGCCAGGUUAGGAGAGGCUGAUUGAGAAUUUAUUGUGAAUCAAUUCCCCUUCCAGAGCGAGCAGUCAGGACAGGGGAAGCAGUGGCCUCAGCGAGUUGGGUUUGAGGGUCUCUCCCCAUUUCACUAGUUUCCUGGACCAUACAGAAGACAGCCCCUUGGCAUCCAGUCAGGGGGCCACAGGAAGACUCCACCAAAGCUCACCUCCUGCAGAAUAUCCACCCCCUGCAUAAGACACUGCUGUGCCCGUCCAACUGAUGCACGCACACACACGCUUCCGGCAAACAGUCCUGUGUGCAAAGGAAAGAGGCAAAAUCAUGCCUCCCCGGCGGGCAGCCCUGCCUGCCCUCUGCUUCUCUCCUCUUCCUGCUUCUCAAUCCCUUCCACCCGUGGACUCUUUCUCCCGCUUCUCCUGACCCUGCAAAGAGGUCAUUCCAGUAGAACUUCGAAUUUUAUUUUAUUUUAUUUUUGCUUUGUCCGUGGAUGUGGUGAAAUUGUGCUUGUGUUUUGUGGUUUCUUUGGCAAUGAUUUUUUCAGUUGUUGCUCAUUAGGGAGGGUUUGAGGGUGGGAGUUGGGA
Molecule: messenger RNA, 2454 nt
Organism: Peromyscus leucopus (white-footed mouse)
Lineage: Eukaryota; Metazoa; Chordata; Mammalia; Rodentia; Cricetidae
Gene: Hoxb9
Product: homeobox B9
Exons: 2
Coding region: 106-858 (250 amino acids)
Biological process (GO): DNA-templated transcription; embryonic skeletal system morphogenesis; proximal/distal pattern formation
Cellular component (GO): nucleus
Molecular function (GO): DNA-binding transcription factor activity, RNA polymerase II-specific; RNA polymerase II cis-regulatory region sequence-specific DNA binding
Source: RefSeq, a predicted model, not a curated record